Molecule: messenger RNA, 910 nt
Organism: Lactuca sativa (garden lettuce)
Lineage: Eukaryota; Viridiplantae; Streptophyta; Magnoliopsida; Asterales; Asteraceae
Product: blue copper protein 1a
Cellular component (GO): plasma membrane
Molecular function (GO): electron transfer activity
Source: RefSeq, a predicted model, not a curated record
UUCUCAAAACACCAAUAACCUUCAAAAUCAUUCAAGAUUUCAAAUAAUCAUCUGAGAUUUCUAUCUACAAAUAUUUGAAGGACAAAACAUGGCAGGUUUAAGGUUCAAUUUGGUGGUGAUGAUGGCAUUCAUGCUUGCAUCUGUGCAGUUUCAUGACACGGCGGCUCAGACAACCCAUGUGGUCGGCGACGCCUUGGGUUGGAAUAUUCCUCCCAACGGACCUUCUGCUUACACCACCUGGGCAUCAACUCAGACCUUCAGAGUCGGCGAUGUUCUUCUCUUUAACUUCACCACCGGAUUCCAUAACGUCGCUGAAGUAUCACAGGUGGCGUACGGCCCAUGCACCACCACCAACCCCAUCUCCAUCGCCACCACCGGCCCCGCUAGAGUCACCUUGAAUGCACCUGGCACACACUAUUACGUCUGUACCGUUGGAACUCAUUGCCAAAUUGGUCAGAAGUUAACCAUCAACGUCUCCGCCGGGUCGACCACCCCUGCUCCAGCCCCGACACCCGCCACUCCUGCGCCGGUUUCUCCACCAACCACCACCCCGACCCCUGCCCCCACCACAACAACUCCUCCACCAACAUCCUCACCUGUACCUUCUGCUGGGGAAGCCAGCCCAAUAUCACCACCCACCUCCGGCCAAUCUCCCUCAGGGAGUAACACCCCUUCUCCCACCGAUAGCACCACUCUACCACCACAAUCACCCAGUUUUGCUCCAUCUUUCACCGCCGUGGUGCCCUUCAGUUUAUUAGCGAUUGCUUUAGCUUUCUUUUAUUAAAUCUAGUGGUUAACUUGAGACGCGUGUACGUAAAUUAUUUUUGUUUGGAUUUUUCUUUUUAAUUUUGUUUAUGUACUUAUUUAAUACAGAUUGAUAUUGCUUUAUGUUAAACAUAUUAUUUCAUCA